UUGCUACAGUGGGAAACCUGUUGUUACGUGUGACACAGGGUUUGUUUACAGUUGUCACCAUCUGUGUGGCACAUGUCGGCUGCUGCUGCUUCUGGACACGUGAUCACCUACAACAACAUCUAAUAGUCAGCCACCAGGUGGCGUGCUGUAGCCAGGUCUGUUUGACAUCCGCAUUCACAAUGAUUACUCCUGCGUUUGACCUGAGCCAAGACCCUGAGUACUUGAUCCUCAGCAUCCGUGUGCCCUACACUAGAACAUCGGAGUUUGACCUUUACAUCGACGGAUCAGACUUCAAGUUCUAUGCCAAGCCUUACUUUCUAAGAUUAACACUUCCUGGAAGAAUUGUGGAGGAUGGGAGAGAAAAGGCCAAGUUUGACAUUGAUAAAGGUCUUGUCACUCUUCGGGUCCCGAAGGAAACAUCCGGGGAGAACUUUGAAGGACUUCAGAUGCUGACGAGUCUCCUCGCACCAAAGGGCUCCCGUUCAGCAAAACCGUUGGUGGAGGAUUUAAGCUUAGGAUGCAGUGAAAGUGUCGGAGAUGUUGAGGAGGAGGAGGAUGAUGAAGAGGAAGAAUUUGACUGGCAGGUUGAGCAGGAGGCGUACACAGAGAGCUCUGAGGAGGAACUGAGAGCCCAGCAGAAAUAUGGCUUUGCCAACCAGAGGUCUGGAGUGUUUGCCAGAUUACAGGAGGAACUCAGCGAUUUGAUCGAUAUCAAGAACCCAGAGGGAACAACCGCAGCAGAGAGGAGGCAGGCGAGGCUGGAGGCAGAAGCAUCUGCCUUUUCACCUGACCACUACCUUGCUGAUUUAUUUGAGGACGAUGAAAUAAAGGGCCUGCUGAAGUUCAAACCAUGGUGGACAAAGCUGAGUCCUUCUACAGUGCAGGAUGGAGAAGCUGCUGUAUCAUUCACUGAUGACGAGAAGGAGCAGCUGAGAAAGUUCACAAACCGCUCGUUCCUGCUGGACAAGACAUCCCGUCACCAAGCGUGGCUCGGCCUCGCCGACGUCCUGCUGGCUUAUUGCUAUGACGUGCGCUGUACAGAGGGAGAGCACAAUGUGGAGUCACCGUGGACAAUCAGAAAACUCAGCGGAACUCUCUGCUGGCUGGAGACAUACGGUUCCUUCCAAGAGGUCCUGGUGUCGUUUGGACGGAGGGCUUUGAGCUACCCACUCCACAGACACUUUGCAUUGGUCUCUGCAGCACUGCGUGACAUAACUAAGAUUUUUCAGUCAGGGAGAGCUGGUGUCCUCAAAUGCCUGCUGGAUAUUCACAAAGUCUUCAGAGAGAACGAGCCGGCCUACAUACUGAACGAUCUGUACAUCACAGACUACUGCAUCUGGAUCCAGAGGGUCAAGUCGAAGAAGGUGACUGCCUUUGCUGCAAUGUUACAAAAAGCCUCUCUGGGGAAAAAAGAUUUGGAGCUGGAGCUGGAGGAGCUGGAGGAGGCAGCAACAAUGGUGGCAGAGGAAGAAAAAGAAGAAGCCGAAGAGUUGGGAGCUCCCAAGGGCGCUUCGACAUCCCGCUUUGACAGCAGCAGCGCUUCCAGUGACAGCAGCUGCAGCAGCAGUGGCUCGUCUGAUGAGAGCGAGGAAUCUGAGGCGGAAGGGCAGGGAUGCACCGACUCCAGCAGGAGGGGAGGAGGAGGAGGAGGAGGAGGAGAGACGUCUAAGGACAACCCUCCCCUUCCCCAAUCCACCUCCACUGCCUCUCCCAUCCCCCAGGAGCCGAUAAGCACACUCCUCUCGGUGGAGAGAAAAGUGAACGCCCUCCCCGCAGCUUCAGAAGGCACCAGACAGCUGAUCGAGGAGCUGGGGCAGCGGGUGGCAGAGGAGCUGAACGUCUCUCAGGGCUCCAGCUGCAAAGCGGAGAGGAGCCGUUCACAGCUGAGCAGCACUGAAGCAAAGACUGAAGCAGCAUCUGUGAGGAGCAGCGGUGGGACUUUGCUUGAACUGAGUCCUCGCAGAAACCCUCUGCUCAUUGUCCAACCAGAGGACCAUCCUGAUGACAGCGACUUCCUCAGCUAAGAGGAACUGAUGUGGAACUUGAAAGACUCUUAUUAAACUUGAGCUGUUAAAUCCAUUCAAGUGUAAGAAAAUCUGUUGGACCAUUUUUCUUCUAAUAUUUUUCUUUCUUCUUCUGGAAUUUUUUCAAACUUCUGCUUUGUGCAGCUGGGAUUUUGUUCCUUAACCUUUUUCUAAAGGACUUUAUUUUCCAUCUUGAAUUACAUGUUCUUAAAAGAUGAACUCUAAGCCUCAUUAAAUUCCUUAUUACCUAUUUAUAUGGUUGCUGAACAGGCAUGUGUAGGUUUUAUUUCCCCUUAUUUCAUUGUGGGACACCCCGCCUCUUUCUUCUGUGUCUUGUCUGGUCUUAUCUUUUUUAGUUCUGGCUCCUAUCUCACUCUCACGCUCUUUAUCUCUCUGUCUUUAUCUCUCUGUCUUUAUCUCUCUCUCUCAUUCUCUCUCUCUCUCUCUCUCUCUCAUUUUCUCUCUAUAUACGCCUGCUUGCUUUACGACUAUAAUCUCUCAGCUAUGUUUGAUUUGGUAUGAAUUAAUAGAACUCCUUUUUUGAUUAUUCAAUGUAAUUCAACAGCAUCUGCCAACAUCUGACAAGAGUGUCAAACUUCUAGUAUUUUCCCGUGCUCAUAUUAACAUAUUUAGCCUGUUUAUUCAUGUUUGGCUCUCAUAAACGCAACAGGAAUGUCAUUCCAGGAAGCUGACAAACAUUUGUCAUUGCUUGUCCCUGUAUAUCACUCAGCAGAGAUGCCUGGCAGAGCUAUGUUGAGGGAGCUAUGCUUUUCCUAAUAAAUUGUAGGAAAAGCGCUAACCCCUUUUCUAAAGAUUGAAGUGGAAAAGACUCUUUCGGCACUAAACAGGGCCGUGGAGCACGCGGGAGUGAUUGAUUCGUCUGGCAUGAAUGGAGGAGCGCAGUCAACGCAGCUCAAUAUCAGGCGUGUCUAGCAGGCGAGAGAAAACAAACAAGGAAGCACAUGUCAGCCAGAUAGAUGAGGGCUGCGAGCGAGUCUGCGGCACGGCAGCCGUUUGUGUGAGAGAUAAGUGCACCAUGGGGCCCGAGGCGGCGGAGAGAUAGAGGAGCACAAGUGCAGCAGAGGGAAGAAAACAGACACUCAGGCCAGCUCAGUCGUGUCCGUGGAGUGUCAGCAGCACCUCAGGGCAAAGAGGGGAAUUUGAACUUCUCCUGAGUCAAUGUGUGAUGAUUACCAUAAGUGAAUGGUAGAGAAGAAAUACAGAAACGACCCAAAUUAGCAGAGUUCCUCAGGUUGUGUGAUCCUCCGGGUCAUAACUAGUUGAGGGAAUGACUGAUCAAGCACAGCCACAGUUUUGCCUCAGGCUCUUCCAUCCGCCGCUGGAUGAAAGCAGCCAAGGAGACGCAUGGAUGAUGGCUCCUUAGAUGGGCAGUGUCGGCAGUAUUGUGUUACAGAGAUGGAUGGUGUUGUUGGGCACCUCCCAAAAAGAGACAUCCUUCUUUUGGGAGUGAGCGUUACCAUCGCAGUGACGGAGAUGAGUUACGCCGUGAGACUCAGCCCAUUUAACCCCCCCUCACUCCGGGGACACGUGUGUGGGGACUGUGCAUCCCCCGGCAGGCGGUUGUUGUUCCCUCUUCCCACUGCAGGUCUCGCAUUGAUUAAGUGACACUGGGCUCCGUUGCCGUUUUUCAUCUUAAAGUGGCCUCCAUAUUCCGCCAUUAGCACAACCGUCUUGGAGUCAGACCGAAGGCUCAGCACUUCUCCUGAGUCCUCUGCAAUUAAUGCUCCUCGCCAACUGACAGUUUUCAUGCUACUGGGCCAAAUUUUAAUGAACGUAGUUGAUGAAUUAUACAAGACAGUAAUUAAUGGGUUUCUGCUAUAUUUUGACUUGGAUUUGAUAAAUCAGCCCCUUAUCUAUGUAGAGGGUGAGCCCUAUGACCCCCAAGGGCCUAAGAAACAGGAGUAAUGUGAUCCGGUGUUCGUGUAUGCCCAUUAGCAACAGCACGUGCAAUAAUGGAGGUAGGCUCUACCACGCCUCAUUAUAGAUUGGCUUUUCACCAACCCAUCUGCAGUGUUUCCCAUUUAAUACCUGGAAAGCAGCAGAGCGUCAUAAUGAACCAAUGGUCUGUUGAUGUCUAAUGAUAAUGUCAUCACUGGACCGACCAGUGGGAGGACCUUACUGGGAAAGACACCUCCACAUGGCUGGGCCGUCAAAAGAGCCAUAAUUGGAAAUCAUUUUCCGACCUAAUAGUUCAACAUUUUGCUCUGUAUUUGCUUCUUGUCAAAGGUUAGAUGAGAAGAUGGAGAACACCCUCAGUACAAAGCUACAGCCAGUAGCAAGUGCAAAAAAGGGGAAAUGAACAGUUUGAUUGCUGCCAAACAUAAAACCUCAAAAACUCAUUUGACUCCCUGCACCCGGCUGAGAAUAUAUAAUGUUUUAAGUGAUGAGCUUUUGCGGUUGUGGAAAAUAGAUUUGUUUUUAACUGUUGAACAGAGCCAGGCUAACUGUUCCCCCAGCUUCCAGGCUUCAUAUUCAAUGGACAGAUCAGAGUGGUAUUGAUCUUUCCACCUAACUCUCAGAAAGACAGAGGGUACUGAAGCUCUUUUCAGACAUUAACUCUGGAAAAAUGGGUCAAGACAUUUUGAAGAACGCAGCAGGACCUCGCAUCCGUCGACACUCUCCUGCUCACAUGGGUUCACUCAUGGACAUUAUCCGGACGGGCUGGCAGGAAAAGUUCUCGAAAAAUGUCUGAAGUAACUGCCUCAGGCAUUCGGGUUAUCACUUACAGACCUUCUGAACAUUUUCAGGAAAAAUGUCCAGACUUCAGUGCAUGUCUGGAUGCAGUUUAUCUUCCUUUCAAUCAGGAGCCAUUGACAUGUUGCCCACUUUAUUCCCAACAUAUGGACGUUAACAUACGAAACUGUAAAAACCAAAGUUAGAGUUCAGUUUUUGCCUUGUUUCUAGUGCAGUGCUCGUUCUUAAGGAGAGCUACUUCAGAAUAAUUUCUUCUUAGUGAUUCCUUGUUGUUCUGCCUUGUCCAGCCGCUCAACCUGUCUCCUCCACUUCCUCUCAACAAUAUCCAGCUUGUUCAGAUGGGCGAGGUAGGAUUUAGUUGAAGGUUGUCUUUUCUUGGUUUCUCUCUUUAGCAAUUCCUCCUCAUGUCGGACCUCCAUCUCAAGUUUUAUAUGUUCCCUUUUCAGAUUGUGAACUUGCUCCUUUGGAGCCACUUUUUCUUUUUUGAUGGCCUUCACCUGAAUCAACUUUUUACUUGAUUCUUUUGUUUGGAGAAACCCUGACUCUCUUCUCUGUCUGUAGGUACAUCUGUAACAGAGAAGACAUAUUUAUAAAACCAGACAGAUGAAACUACAUGUUUGUUGAGCAGGUGUAUUUAUUGAAAAAACUAUAACAACUUGAGGCCAACAUUUUUGAAUGAGCCCUUCUUUUUAUUUAGUCUUCAAACUGUUAUGCUUCAGCUCCAUACACCACUCACAAGUCAGAUUAAACCACAGACAAAGUAACACAAAAAGCAUUAAGAGCAAAAAGAACAAACGGAUAAAGAAAAUGUAAUUGUCAGUUUGAGACAAACUUCAGCAAGAGGAUGAUCUACACAUCCUGUUCCAUUAUAUAUCUUUUCAGAGUUCCAUUCAGUUUUUGUUGAUAUAAUGUCGAACAUGUUUUCUGUGACUUUAUACAGUUAUUCUAUAAACUGAAAAAUUUCACGGUGAUAUUUUCUGUUGGUUCUCACUAAUUGUUUUUUAAAUAAGUUUUCUCAUCUGAAACCACUUUUGGAAACUUUUUUAUUAAUAUAGCAGUUUCGACCUCGACCAGAUCUUUGAAUUAUUGGGCUCUUAAUUUGAUGAAGAGUUGGUUCUUUGUUUCUCUAUAAGAGCUUUUUUUCAUUUAUAAUUCAUAAUUAUCUAAUUUGAAAGAAAUCAUUUUGUGUUUGUUUUUUAAGUAUUUCCUCAGAAGUCCACAAAGUAGGUUAUAUAUGGAUAAGAAUAAAGAGUGGUACAAGUUGUAAAAUGAUGCUCAUCUUCUUUUAUGAAGUGAAAAUGAUGUAAUGAGCUCCCUGCAGUCAUUUUGAAUAUUCAAUGUGUUAUUCCGCAUCAAUUUUAUCCAGGUUUAGAUCAUGUCCUUUUCUCUUUAUAUUCAGCUCGAUAUAAAGCAUUGUAGCAAGGAAAUGAACAUUGUGCGCUCACUUUGAAGGCAAACUGCCAAACAAGAGGUGAUGCUAUGAAUGUUGUUGCCAUCACAGAGAUCAGCACCAGCUGCACCCAUGACUGGUCAAGUCAGUGUCACUAUCAGUUCAAUGUGUUGAAAUAAAAACAAAACUAUCAAAAUUA
Messenger RNA from Platichthys flesus (European flounder), 6328 nucleotides. RefSeq names its product SHQ1, H/ACA ribonucleoprotein assembly factor (gene shq1). The record is from RefSeq and is a predicted model, not a curated record. NCBI's taxonomy places the organism in Eukaryota, Metazoa, Chordata, Actinopteri, Pleuronectiformes, Pleuronectidae. Gene Ontology annotation, cellular component: cytoplasm; nucleoplasm. Gene Ontology annotation, biological process: box H/ACA snoRNP assembly. The transcript has 12 exons. Bases 180 to 2024 code for a protein of 614 amino acids.